GCACUCUUUUUUCUUUUCUUCUUUUUUUCCAAUCUUCUCAACUCUCGACAAGAUGGCAGAAGAGCAAGCGGCUCAGCCCGCUCCCAUGGACACGCUGGAGGGCAACGCACUGCUCGCACAGACGGAUGGCCUUGACGAGGAGAUCCUGCGCCUGUCGACCGACGAGAUUCUUGCUCGAACCAAGAUGCUCGAGAACGAAAUCCGAAUCUUCCGCUCCGAGACGACGCGCAUCGGUCACGAAAUUGUAGACAUGAACGAAAUGGUCAAGGAGAACCUGGACAAGAUUGCCGUCAACAAGCACCUGCCGUACCUGGUCGGCAACAUUGUCGAAAUCCUUGACUUGGAGCCAGAGGAUGGCGGCGAUGCAGGCUCGCUCGACCUCGACUCGCAGCGCAAGGGCAAGUGCGCCGUGAUCAAGACCUCGACACGCCAGACCAUCUUCCUCCCAGUCAUCGGCCUCGUGCCCCCGGAAAAGCUCUCUCCCGGAGCGCUCGUUGGUGUGCACAAGGACUCGUACCUGAUUCUUGACACACUACCUGCAGAGUAUGACUCUCGUGUCAAGGCUAUGGAGGUUGACGAGAGGCCAACGGAAGAGUACAACGACAUUGGCGGCUUGGACAAGCAAAUCCAAGAGCUCGUCGAGGCGAUCGUCCUCCCCAUGACACACCGAGAGCGCUUCCAAAACCUCGGCAUUCGCCCGCCAAAGGGCUGCUUGCUGUACGGACCCCCCGGCACGGGCAAGACCUUGAUGGCACGCGCUUGCGCUGCCCAGACAAAUGCCACCUACCUCAAGCUGGCCGGUCCCCAGCUCGUUCAAAUGUUUAUCGGUGAUGGUGCCAAGCUGGUUCGCGACGCGUUCGCCCUCGCGAAAGAGAAGGCGCCCGCAAUCAUCUUUAUUGAUGAGCUCGAUGCCAUCGGCACCAAGCGUUUCGACUCGGACAAGGCCGGCGAUCGUGAGGUCCAGCGCACCAUGCUCGAGCUCCUCAACCAGCUCGACGGUUUCUCGUCUGACGACCGCAUCAAGGUCAUUGCCGCCACCAACCGCAUUGAUAUUCUAGAUCCCGCCUUGCUACGAUCCGGUCGUUUGGAUCGCAAGAUUGAGUUCCCAUUGCCAACCGAAGAGGCACGAGCUCGCAUCAUGCAAAUCCAUUCGCGCAAGAUGAACGUCAGCCCCGACGUCAACUAUGAGGAAUUGGCACGCUGCACAGACGACUUUAACGGUGCCAUGCUCAAGGCUGUCUGCGUUGAAGCUGGUAUGAUUGCUCUUCGUCGCGAGGCGACUGAGCUUGUGCACGAGGACUACAUGGAAGCAUUGCAAGAAGUUCAAGCAAAGAAGAAGGCCAACCUCAACUACUAUGCUUAAAUUGCGUGUUGUUGUUGUUGUUGUUGUUGUUGUUGUUGCCCUCAUAUUCCCAAAUGGAC
Messenger RNA from Capsaspora owczarzaki ATCC 30864, 1422 nucleotides. Its product is annotated as proteasome 26S ATPase subunit 3. Lineage: Eukaryota; Filasterea; Ministeriida; Capsasporidae. Gene Ontology annotation, biological process: proteasome-mediated ubiquitin-dependent protein catabolic process. Gene Ontology annotation, cellular component: proteasome regulatory particle, base subcomplex. The transcript has 7 exons. Bases 53 to 1363 code for a protein of 436 amino acids. Gene Ontology annotation, molecular function: proteasome-activating activity; ATP hydrolysis activity; ATP binding. The record is from RefSeq and is a predicted model, not a curated record.